Molecule: messenger RNA, 1840 nt
Organism: Penaeus vannamei (Pacific white shrimp)
Lineage: Eukaryota; Metazoa; Arthropoda; Malacostraca; Decapoda; Penaeidae
Source: RefSeq, a predicted model, not a curated record
UAUAUUGGCUGCCUGAAAGUCAACACGUCCAUGAAGAGUUUGAAUUUUGAUACGAGGUCUUUAAUUGCAAAAGAAUGCAUCAGCAGAGUGUGUGAAGCGGCAGGCCUAAAGACCGCUGACAGGAAAAGGAAGGUAGUGAAGACCAUAGGCAGGAUCCUGGGUGAGAGACCCAUGAUGGAGCAUGCUGGAAGCAACGUGAAUUUGACUAUCACAAGCACAGCACUCACUCUCUCCAUCUUGGAGUCUGGGCAGGUUGUGGCAUGUCAUGAUAUGCCAAAUAUAUCCUUCGCUUCAGGGGGAGAUCCGGAUACUUUAGACUUUAUUGCCUAUGUAGCCAAAGACAGUCGUUAUGGACGUGCGUGCUUUGUGUUGGAGUGUGGUGGAGGUCUGGCACAGGAUGUAAUAACAACAAUUGGCCAGGCUUUUGAACUCAGGUUUAAGGAGUACCUCAAGAGAACCCCGUCCGUCCAGUAUACCAGCGUAAAAUCUGAUAAGUCAGGUAUGAAUGGCGAGGGUGCUGGUUGGGGUCGUGAUGACCGGAAUACUAUAAUGACCUCCCUGGAAAGGUGCCUCCAGACCUUCCCCCACCUCCCGUUCCUCCUCUCCCUCAAUACUCGGCCUCUGAUAGCAAGAGACCCACCAUGGUUACAUCAGUGCAGGUCCCUGCGACUUCAUCAAGCAGUGGGUCCACAAGCUCUGUGUCUCCAGUCCCUUCUUCGGGAGCCUCAACUAUACUCCUCAACUCACACCAGCCACUCACAGGAAAAGGAUACUUUAGACUUUAUUGCCUAUGUAGCCAAAGACAGUCGUUAUGGACGUGCGUGCUUUGUGUUGGAGUGUGGUGGAGGUCUGGCACAGGAUGUAAUAACAACAAUUGGCCAGGCUUUUGAACUCAGGUUUAAGGAGUACCUCAAGAGAACCCCGUCCGUCCAGUAUACCAGCGUAAAAUCUGAUAAGUCAGGUAUGAAUGGCGAGGGUGCUGGUUGGGGUCGUGAUGACCCGGAAUACUAUAAUGACCUCCCUGGAAAGGUGCCUCCAGACCUUCCCCCACCUCCCGUUCCUCCUCUCCCUCAAUACUCGGCCUCUGAUAGCAAGAGACCCACCAUGGUUACAUCAGUGCAGGUCCCUGCGACUUCAUCAAGCAGUGGGUCCACAAGCUCUGUGUCUCCAGUCCCUUCUUCGGGAGCCUCAACUAUACUCCUCAACUCACACCAGCCACUCACAGGAAAAGUGUCUGACAACUUGAUAGAUUUUACCUCUGAAGGAGCACAGCCACCCCCUAUGCGGUGUGAGCCAGAAUACGUUAAUGAUGCUGUUAUUAAGCAGAAGCAACUUCUUGACCAAAGAGAUCCGUUUGACAUGCAGCCCUUCAUCACCCAGUUAUCACAACUAAGUGGAGGUGUUAGUAGUGGCAGUACAGCUGGAGCUAUUGGUGGAGCAGGAGCUGUAGCCUCAGGAACUGUACCCAGUUCUGGGGCUGUCGGAGGGAAUACAAAACCUCUCCCACUGAACCAGCGGUUACAGCUGCAGAGGGAGCCCUGGUUCCAUGGUGCUAUUAGUAGGAAGGAGGCAGAAAUGCUGUUGGUGCAGGAUGGUGAUUUUCUGGUGCGUGAAUCCCAGGGAACUGCGGGCCAAUAUGUUUUAACUGGAAUGCAGAACAAUACAAAGAAGCACCUCUUGUUGGUUGAUCCCGAAGGAGUGGUCCGAACGAAGUCAAGAACUUUUGACAGUGUCAGUCACUUGAUCAACUACCACCGAGACAAUGAGCUGCCCAUAGUGUCGGCAGAGUCAGCCCUUGUCUUGCGCAAUCCCGUGUUAAGACGUAUACGUUAGCACUCAA